AAAUUAUACCUGAAAAUUAUGUGUUUGUCGUUCUAUUUUGUAGAAUUUGGAAUUUAGCAAUGAAUGACCUAGAAUCUAAUUCCAUGAAAAAUCUUUUCACAUUUUUUGAUGUGAAGAAAAAUGGUUGUAUCAGUGCACCUCAACUGCAAAUUUUGCAUGAAGAAAUAAGAAUGGGAGGAAUAAGCAUGCCACAGGUCUUAGCUUCUAUUGAAUGCAAGAACCUCAACAGGCAUUCUGUGUAUUUGUCUGAUAUGCCAGACAUAUUGCAGGAAAUGGACCGAAGAUAUUACCUUGUUCAAGAUCUUCAAUGGGAAUUUGCAUUAUUGGAUCGGAAUCAUAGCGGGGUGAUUCCCAUAAAAACAGCAAGGUUUUUGAUGGAGGCCAGGCACGGUAAAAUGUUUUCCGAAAGAUCGUGGAAAAGACUAUUGUCCACGCGCCCAAUUCCAGAGGCUCCUAUCAGUUUUGCAGAAAUGGAAGUCGAGUUAUGUAAUGUCAUGCAACCUGACAUAAACGUGGUGGACGUCAACGCGAUUCACGAAGCGGAAGAAAGAGAGCGUCAAAAAGCUAUGUUGUUGAAGGCAAAAAAAGAAUCAGAACGAAAGAAACGAGACGAAGAAGCCAAAAACUUAGAACGUAAAAAAAUGGAAGAAGCUAAAAGAUUGGCGGAAGAAAAUGCAAGAAAACUAGAAGCUGAAAAACUAGAAAGGGAGAACCAGAAAAGAAAUGCUGAUGAAGAACGAAGACGAGAAGCUGAAGAACGAGGGAAAAGGGAAGAAGAGGAAAGAAAAAGAAACGCUAUGGAUGCUGAAGCAAAGGAUAAGGAAGCAGAAGAGCAAGAGGAACUUGCAAUACAGCAAGAGAGAAUGUUACGAGAUGCUGCUGAGAAAGAAAUUAACGCAGAAAAAAGAAAGAAGGCUGAAAAAGAGGCGAAAGCGGCGGCAAAGAAGGCUGAAGCGGCAAGAAAACAACGUAUCCGUACCACCCUCAAGGUGGCUGUAGAGAGCCAGAAUCGCCAGAAAUUAACGAGGGCCACCAAAGACUUCAAAGAAGCAAAAUUGUCCGAUACGGAUGGCGAUCUUGCCAAAGCAGAAAAGCUACUGAAAAUGUUCCAGUGUUCUGAUGUUUUACAUGAUGGGAUUUCCAAGCGAAUGAUAAGUCAAUUAGAAAGUGGUCUAUCCACCGCCAAGAAAAACGGGUUCGACAAACGUGGACUCACUGAUUUAGUUGGACAGGCUGGUGAACUUUUGAUUCGAUUGAGAAGACUGGAGAAGUUACGUCACGAGGUUUUAGAACUGAAGUCCAGUACGAUCGCUGAGAUACGUAGUUAUCAGAAACCGCCUACGGUUGUUCACGACGUCAUGAUGGCGACUUAUCUUCUACUAGGAACACCACAGAAAGAAACUCAGAAAUGGUCAAAUGUGCAGAUACUUCUCGGUAAAACAGGGCGUGAAGGCUUGAAACGAAGAAUCGGUCAAUUGACUGUAACAGACGUUAACAAUGCUACUGCAACGAAAGCAAAGUCACUGAUGGGAGAAAUUGAUUUGGAAAUGAUUCGUGAUGUCAGUGCUGGAGCUGCGACGUUUUACGUAUGGGUGGAAGGAAUGGUGGAAGAAGUUUUAAGCACAUCGUCGUAAUUCCUACUUAUGCCAUUAUUAUGUCAUAAUUAAUUCUUCACUUAUCUGCAAUUUUUUUGACAUGUUUUAUUCUUGACCAAAUUAUUAUGAAUCAAGUUUUUGUAUGAAUUCUAUUUUUAACUGUUUGUUAAUCUAUAAAAUAACCGGCCUUUUUAUUCCAAUGAAUGUUUUUUUCUUGGCACAGAAAUUGUUUUCUUAUAUUGUACUAUUGCAAACAAUUGUAAUGCUUAGUUUGGGACAGUUUUCACAAUUUUACACCUUUGAAAACACCAUUAUGUUUUUGAGAAUUCAGUUUUGACUGGAAAAUCCGUACAAUUAAAAUUACCUUAGUUGUCGUCUUCGAGGCCGUUUUCAAUUACUGCAGCUAAGCUAUAACUAAUCCGAAUUAUUAAUUCCUCAGUUUUGUGCGCAUAACUCUAAAUGACAAAUGAAACCUAAAGCUAUGAAAAGAAAUGGUUACAACCUUAACAGCAAUUGUAGUGUUAUGAAAUAGGGAUUUCACUGCCCAUUGGCACUGGACUCUUCAUUAGCAUCAUGCCUAAAAUUUUAAAUUCAUUGUGGUUGUUCAAAGUUAAAUUUUACAACAAGUGACACUCUUGACUAAUUUGCUCCAUCUAGCGCCAAAGACUUGAAAAGCUUUGAUGACACAAAUACUUUGAAGUACCAAUAAGCGUGCGUUACCCAGGAUGCUAAGUGGAUUUUGCGUCUGUUAAUAUGUUAAACUAAUACAUAUAUAUAUAUAUAUAUAUUCUGUGAGUUUACCUAUGAACAUCAACAGCUCGUUUAGAUAUUUUUUUUUUCAUAAUUCGCCAUUUUUAAUUGUGCAUUAUUUGCUAAAUAGCAGUAUUUUUUAUAUAAUUUACCUACAUGCCUGCAGUGCCACUGAAGUACCACUCAUUUCACUGUAGUUAUUUGUUUUAUUUUUGUAAUGUUUCACUGUCACCUCGCUCAUAUUUUCGUGAACUGAGCUUGAUGGGUACAUAUACUGUAUUUGAAUUUUUCACUAUCCUUGCGACAUGUCCCGGCUUUUCCUUGACCAACCUCGAUUUGGAUUCCCCGAUCACACACAAGCGAAUUAUAAAUGCAUAUUUUUUCGUUUCAUCUUCACCGCAUACCCGAACAAUAUUUUCCCCGGGUCCUGUAUUUUCACUAUGUGCUCUUGCUAGCUGUAUGAAAAUCGAAACGCAAAUAUAUGUGUUUUUUUUUGUUCAAUUUUUUUUUUUCUGUAUACUCAAACUGUGGUUUAAUGUUUCGAACACAAAGUAUGUGUAGUAAAUGCAAUGUAAUUCCA
This is a messenger RNA of Styela clava, 2925 nucleotides long. RefSeq lists its product as uncharacterized. Lineage: Eukaryota; Metazoa; Chordata; Ascidiacea; Stolidobranchia; Styelidae. The record is from RefSeq and is a predicted model, not a curated record.